Messenger RNA from Colletotrichum navitas, 837 nucleotides. RefSeq lists its product as uncharacterized. The record is from RefSeq and is a predicted model, not a curated record. The coding region runs from base 117 to 590 and encodes 157 amino acids. Lineage: Eukaryota; Fungi; Ascomycota; Sordariomycetes; Glomerellales; Glomerellaceae. The transcript is spliced from 3 exons.
CUUUCAACCCCAACAACAAUUACUUCUCUGGCUUCACGAUUCUGCGGCCAGCCGCAGCAAAAAGGCUGCGGCUGCGAGGUCAGCCUCGAGGACUUCUUGCUCUGUAAGUCCGCAACAUGCCUCAACCCGCCUCCCAACUCUAUGAUGUAUAUCAUACACACUGUUCCCGCGAACUCCUGAGCGCAAGAACAAACAUGCAUCACCAUCUGACCCCCCACCUAUCUUGGGCUUCGAACAAAUGUUUGCAUCAACAAUUGAGGGCAAUCGCUGACUCAAACUCCAGGGUCUCGUGCAAGCAAUGGACAGGUGUUGUUGCUCGACUAUGGCUGAGCUCCCUUUUUACUAUCUUGGUUUCUUCCCGGCAGGAAAUGCAACGUGUAGGUAUCGAUGUUGAGUAUCGCGAGUUGUGGCCCAUUGCUCCUAUCAUUCUAUUCCCGCCCUCUCGUGGUUGUCAGGCUCCUGAGAUAGUUCUAUCGGCACUCAUGGUGACGCCCGAACCGUAUGACAUGUUUUUUUCGCUUGUGAUCACAAAUUGCGUGCUUGACGUUUGUUUGAAGCCGACCAUUGAGUUCAUGGAGAGUGAUGUCUAAGAUAACUUAGAACCUUCGACUAAUUGCCGUAUGUAAGGACAUUCGGUCCAUUCAUAUGGAUUGUCAUUUCGUGAUUAAUAAAGUGAGGCCACAAUAUGGCUAUGCUUGGCUUUCCAGUUUUGAUACCGUCAUGCCAUUACGAGGAGAGGUAAUGUGUUGCUGUGUUUGCGCGUGAGAAUGGCAGAUUGCAAUCGCAUGUUUCUUCGAUAACAUUUUUUGCAAGUAUCAUUCGACAAAGCUGCCAUCU